AUGGCUGGCUCCAGUCUCUCACAUACGGGGGUCCUUGUAGUGAUCAUCGUGCUGCACGCUGGACUAAGGGAGAACAAAUUCAUGUUAGAAAUCAUCGCUUACUACCCCCGUCCAGCAUUCUCAGAAUCCCCUCUCGUUAUUUUGCUGCUUUUAGGCCUAAGGGAGAACAGAUUAACAUUAGAAUUCAUCGCUUAUCACCAUGAUCCAGUGUUCUCGGAAUCACCCCCGUUAUUGCACUGUGCUGGUCACACCUCGGCCCUCACUGCUGACCUCUCCACGUGCGGGUCACCUGUAGUCACCACCAGGAUAGUUGGCGGAACAGAUGCUGUGGACGGAGAAUGGCCAUGGCAAGUCAGCGUGCACUACCAGGGAAGCCAUAUUUGUGGGGGGUCCCUCAUCUCCACCCAGUGGGUGCUGAGUGCGGCCCACUGCUUUGAAAACUCCGUUUCGGCGGCGGAUUAUCAGGUUUACUUGGGUUUCCAUCGCCUUUGGGUGAAGCCUCCGCCUCAGGCUGUUAUUUCUGGGGUCCACACCCUGAUUGUCAGCGCUGAAUAUAAUGGGACGGGGAGCAGGGGGGACAUCGCCCUCCUGAGGCUGUCCGCCCCCAUCUCCCCCUCCCCGUACAUCCUGCCCGUCUGCCUGCCCUCCGCCUCCGUCACCUUCCCCUGCGGCCUGGAGUGCUGGGUGACUGGCUGGGGCCACACGGCCUUCCACGGAGAUCGUCCUUCUAACGGGACCCUGCAGAAGGUCAGGACACCACUGAUUGACCAUGAGACAUGCGACACAUUGUAUCAUAUCUGGUCCCUCGACUACUCCACCAUCAUCCAGGAGGACAAAAUAUGCGCUGGUUUUGUGAAAGGGCAAAAAGACUCCUGCCAGGGAGACUCCGGAGGACCCCUGGUGUGUAAAGUCGAUGGUGUCUGGUAUCAGGCUGGCAUUGUAAGCUGGGGAGAAGGCUGUGCUUAUCCGUUUCGCCCAGGGGUCUACACCCUAGUUCCAGCCUAUGAGCAGUGGAUCAGAACGUUUGUGGAUGUGAACUUUACCGAUGUGACAGACAUGGCUGACCCCCCUUUACCGUGUGCAGACGGCCUGGACAAUAUAGAAUCUCUUGAGAGUAAAGGAAACAUUGGAGGAGAACAUCAUGGGUGGACACCCCUGGUUCUACUGCUUCUUCUGUGGAGAUGUUUAUAA
Messenger RNA from Bufo bufo (common toad), 1191 nucleotides. Its product is annotated as serine protease 27-like. The transcript has 6 exons. Lineage: Eukaryota; Metazoa; Chordata; Amphibia; Anura; Bufonidae. Gene Ontology annotation, biological process: proteolysis. Gene Ontology annotation, molecular function: serine-type endopeptidase activity. The coding region runs from base 1 to 1191 and encodes 396 amino acids. The record is from RefSeq and is a predicted model, not a curated record.